Messenger RNA from Orbilia oligospora ATCC 24927, 471 nucleotides. RefSeq lists its product as uncharacterized. The transcript has a single exon. Bases 1 to 471 code for a protein of 156 amino acids. Lineage: Eukaryota; Fungi; Ascomycota; Orbiliomycetes; Orbiliales; Orbiliaceae. The record is from RefSeq and is a predicted model, not a curated record.
AUGCAGGCCGAAACUAUUGUCGUUCCCGUCAAAUUCACCAUGGUUUGGACCUGCGGAAGCCAUGGUUGGUAUGCUGGUGACGUCAAAGGUUUUGUUGGGGUCGCCCCGCGUGGAAAAAAUCUGAAAGUAGUCCGGAAUGACCAGGGCGAAGGUUGUCCAUGGGGUUCAUUCGAGUGGCACAUCGAGGGCCCCCGAACUGCUGGGUUCAUCCAGGCUAUGCCUGUUGUUGGACGUAUUCUCAAACAUGCUCCAGUCAUCGGCCUUUAUGGUGGGGGUUGCGUACUCGCUUGGUCAGGCUUUGACGAAACUUGGCUCAAGAACUUUCGUAAAUACACUGAUGAGAACACCAGUACUACACACUGGGUUGAAGCCCCACUUAGUCGCUUUGUCACUCUUGAUCGCAAAUCUGACCCCUCAAAGGUGCAAGUGGCUUUCGCACCUGCUGGUAAUAACAGCUUGUUGAGUCAGUAG